AUGGGGAGUGUUGUCUUCCUGUACCUGUCUGCCUUACACAUUAUUUCAACAGUUGAUGGCGAUUCUUCCGUGAAAGUGACUCAAAUCCCCGACCAUGUGGCUGCCAUCAGAGGAACAAAUGUUACCUUCCGCUGUAUCUUCCCCUUCUCUCAAGACGGUUCAGAAGUGGAGGUGCAGUGGAAUAAGAAGGGUGAGAGUGGCUAUUUGGAUACAAAGGAGGAUAACAGGAAACUAUUUGGUGUAAAAACUAAAGGAAGCAGCUUCUUCCAGUUCUUGAAUGUGAUUUCACAGGACUCUGGAGUCUAUCGCUGUGUAGUGGUCCGUCAGGGAUCAAUAAUCGGAACAGGAUCUGGAUCGCGAUUAACUGUGUGCGACAGUAAAAAUGUAAUCCGAUAUUUAUUGUGGGCUGGAUGUGCAGCGGGUGGUUUCGCAUUUCUGGCGCUUGUGAUCAUUAUUGGGAAGCGAUGCCAAUUAAAAAAGAAAAACGGAUCAAAGGGAAACCUGACUCAAUUGGGCAAACUUGAAGAUCAGGCGGGGGAGGCAGCAGCGGGUGACAACGUGGCUUAUGUAACAUUGGAUUUGAGAAGUUCCAAUAAAACUCCAAGAAAUAAACAUCAGGAAGACAGGACAGUAUACGCCCAGACCAAGCGAGGAGCAGCCGCUAACAAGCUGACAUACGCUGCUCUGGAUUUGCCUCGCUCCAAAAAUACAGGAAAAGCUAAACACAGCGACAAGAAUUCAGAGUAUUCCGAGGUAAAGAUCAGAAACUACGAAGAUGGCACUUUCAUGGAGUCAGGAACCGCAUAAUGUCACAAUAAUAGACAAUUAUUGAUGCAGAUUCCUCACAGUUCCCUUCUAAUGUAGACUAGUUACAGUGUGUACAUCAAUGUGGUGUGUUAUUGUGUCACUGCUCUGACACUGCAGGAAGACAUAAUGUUUGAUUAGUUUGUAUUACCUAUCAUUUAUCAAGUCAAUGCAAUUUCAACUUCAAAUUUUUUUAAUACUAAUCUGAUAAUGUCUCUGCGCUAUAAACUAUAAUAAUUUAUAAAAUCUAAGAAGCUAUUAUA
Callorhinchus milii (elephant shark) is the source of this 1067-nucleotide messenger RNA. RefSeq lists its product as uncharacterized. The transcript is spliced from 6 exons. Bases 1 to 807 code for a protein of 268 amino acids. Lineage: Eukaryota; Metazoa; Chordata; Chondrichthyes; Chimaeriformes; Callorhinchidae. The record is from RefSeq and is a predicted model, not a curated record.